GAUACGUUGCCAAAAGUAGGGACGCAUCAUUACAUAAUGAUUAAGAUAUCUUGAAAGUGACACAAAUUCACAUGAAAUCUGCGACAUCUGAGCUUCCACGUACACCGCACCUUAAUUCAAAUUGGCACUGUAUUUUGCAUAAUUCUGCUUUCUGUCUAAUUUGGGUCAUCUUUUUUCUCUAACUUUUGAGUACUUCAGUUGACACUGUUUCUCUGAUGAAGUUAUUGGCAUUUGUCUGGAGGAAGCCCUAUUCUCAGAUUCUUCUUUAGCUCUUUCGCAGUUAGGCCUGCCGUUUGUGAUAUCUUAUCAAUCUAGCUCUUUGGCAGUCUGGCCUGCCGUUUGUGAUAUUCUUCUUUGCCUCUCUACUCCCUCGAGGUAGGGAUAAGGGUUGAAUUAAAUAUCUGAUAGACGAUCCUAGAAAAUUUUGAAAGAAGAAUGGUUCAGACAGUGGAAGCCAAUAUGGGUGGUGGAGGUUCUAUUAAAGUUGGAACAACUGGUACAAUCGGUGCCUUGAUGUCAAGAGAAUUAGAUUCUAAGAAGUUUUCUCCUCAGACACCGGCUUCAUAUAGAAGUAAGUCUCCUACUGUUUGUUCUUUCAUUGCUGGCAGUGCGACCAGUCCUAAAAGAGUGAAGCCAGGAACAUCGAGUGAUGAAGCAAGCAGUAGUGUGAUGUCUGAGGAUAAUAAAAAAUGCCCUGAAAUUGUCAGGAAAACAAAGCACUAUAAUCGAAAAACUAAUCAAAUUCCAAUACUAGAAAACGACAAUGUCUUCGUUGAUGGAACUCCUAUGAGGCAGAAACCUGAGAGAAAGGGACCUUACAGGGUGGAGAUUGUGGACAUAAAUUGUGGGGAUGUUGACAGAACUUGGGCAGGCCCUAUAAAGAAUCGCCUGAAGAAGCUUGGUUUCUCAAAGCUGUCUGAGAGCCCUGUCUAAGUGCCUAAUCCUUGAAUAUCAGCAUUUAGAUUCCUGUAAGUGAAUGUGGACAUUGCAAUUGGUUCAUUACAUUCUGCGACUUAUACCAUAGAGCACAUGCUGGGAUCAGCUUAUUGCUCCCUCUUCUCCUUUUUGGUUUGGUGUAACUGCUAGUAGAAGCCAUAUAUCUGCAAGUUGGCGAGACUUGUGAGAGCUGUCGUGACAACUUAGUUGUAGCCUAUACAAAUAUUCACUUUCUUGCUAGAUGACGAAUCAGAAACUGCAUGUGCUGCCUAUCUCAACUAAAGAAUUUCUCGCCGCCAUCUUCGGAGCAACCAUUAAGCCUAAGCCAUUAACUAUAUACCUGGAUCUAUCUUUGCCUAGUAAGAGGGCAAGCAGUGGCAGAGCCACCUUAAUUGACUCCCCUUCGCCGAAAAAUAACAGUGUGUAGUUAGGUUAAAAAAAUUCUAAUGUAUAUGUAUUACAUGUGAAUUCCUUUAUGUGUUUUUUUUAUAUAUAUAUAUUGACUC
This is a messenger RNA of Nicotiana attenuata, 1442 nucleotides long. RefSeq lists its product as uncharacterized. The record is from RefSeq and is a predicted model, not a curated record. Bases 436 to 933 code for a protein of 165 amino acids. NCBI's taxonomy places the organism in Eukaryota, Viridiplantae, Streptophyta, Magnoliopsida, Solanales, Solanaceae. The transcript has 3 exons.